ACAAUUUACAUCUGUAAUCAUUUUAAAGGUUCAUGGUGGCACAACAAACAAAGAUAUCAUUAAGAAAGUGAGAGAUGCUGAACAAAUAGCCAAGAGGAACAAAGAAAACUAUGGGAACCAUGUGUACACUGUUUUAUUCUUUGAUGAAGCAAACACAACUGAAGCUAUUGGACUUAUUAAAGAAAUAAUGUGUGACAAAAGUAUGGAAGGAAAAAAACUGAAAUUAUGUGAAAACCUGAAAAUGGUGGCAGCUUGUAACCCAUAUAGAACACAUUCAGAAGAGCUAAUAAAAAAGUUAGAGCAGGCAGGACUUGGUUACCAUGUAGAUGCUGAUGAAACAACAGACAGACUGGGGCGGGUACCAAUGAGACGUCUUGUGUACAGGGUCCAGCCUCUACCACAAAGUUUACUGCCUCUAGUAUGGGACUUUGGUCAGCUGAACACACAAGUGGAAGAUCUAUAUAUCAGGCAGAUGGUCAGAAGAUAUAUACGUGAAGGCAAACUACCUAGUAUUGGAGGUCUGAUAGAAGUUGUCAGUGCAAUCCUAACUUCCUCACAAGACUACAUGAGGGAACAAAAGGAUGAAUGUAGUUUUGUGUCACUUCGAGAUGUUGACAGAGUGUUGACUGUAAUGAGCUGGUUUUACCAACAGAGUCAAGAGCAGAGAACUCUGUAUGACCUAAUGGACGAGAAACUAUAUGGUGAGGAGGAAUUCACGUCUGAUGAUGAUGAUGAUGAUGAUGAGGAGGAGGAGAAUGAACAGAUGAUUAGAGAUGAUGGAGGGGGCGACAGAGUUGAUGAUAUUACCCGUUCUCUUAUACUAGCACUUGGUGUAUGCUAUCAUGCCUGUCUGAAAACUAGGCCGCAGUAUCGUGCACACAUUGCACCAAGAUUCCGUGCACCUUGUCAUCUUCCAGGUGGUGCGGAUCAAAUACAGGAAGAGAUUGAAAAGUGUCAAGAAGUUUUCUUAGACCAUGUUCAUCUGGAGAAGAAUAUAGCACGUAACAUGGCACUGAGAGAGAAUGUUUUCAUGAUGGUUGUAUGUAUAGAACUACGUAUCCCAUUGUUCCUUGUUGGUAAACCUGGAAGUUCUAAAUCCCUCUCCAAAACCAUUGUAUCUGAUGCUAUGCAGGGAAAUGCUGCAAGAAAAGAGCUUUUUAGAGAAUUGAAACAGGCCCAGAUGGUGUCAUUCCAGUGUAGUCCCCUGGCCACACCAGAUGGUAUAGUUGGUACAUUUAGACAAUGUGCACAGUUCCAGAAAGACAAAGAUUUGGAUACAUUUGUCUCUAUUGUUGUCCUUGAUGAAGUAGGAUUGGCUGAAGACAGUCCAAGAAUGCCACUGAAGACCCUUCAUCCUCUUUUAGAAGAUGGUUGCCAAGGUGAUGAAAAACCAGAAAAAUAUAAAAAGGUGGCAUUUAUUGGUAUAUCAAACUGGGCGUUGGAUCCUGCCAAGAUGAACAGAGGAAUUCUAGUACAGAGAGAAGUACCUGAUCAAGAAGAACUCAUAAACAGUGCCA
Messenger RNA from Ruditapes philippinarum (Manila clam), 1517 nucleotides. RefSeq names its product E3 ubiquitin-protein ligase rnf213-alpha-like. Gene Ontology annotation, molecular function: ubiquitin-protein transferase activity; ATP hydrolysis activity. The record is from RefSeq and is a predicted model, not a curated record. Lineage: Eukaryota; Metazoa; Mollusca; Bivalvia; Venerida; Veneridae.